AUGCAAGGUGGCCAAACUCAAAUAAAAGUCGUUUUGCUUGGGGACUCCGGCGUAGGCAAAUCCAGCCUUGUUUUAAGAUUCGUCGCUGAUAACUUCAAAACUGACCGAGAUGCAACAAUCGGCGCCUCUUACAUGGGCAAGAAUCUCCAAUUCAACGACAAGACCAUAAAAUUCAACAUCUGGGAUACAGCGGGACAAGAGAGAUAUCACAGUUUAGCCAAAAUGUAUUACAGAGACGCCAACGCCGCAAUCAUUACUUAUGACAUUACCAAGCGUGAAAGCUUUGAAGGCCUUCAAAGAUGGCAUCGAGAAUUACAAGAGUUUGGGCCUAAAGACAUAGUUGUUACAAUUGCAGGAAAUAAAGAAGAUUUAGUUGAAACUGAAGCUGUCCCUCCUGAAGAAGCUAAAGAUUUUGCUAACUCAAUUGGAGCUAUAUAUCGUAAAACAUCAGCCAAAACAAACUACGGGGUUGAACAAUUAUUCAGAGAUAUCGCUGCGAAAAUUUGUCCAGACCUUAACAGUCCUCAAUCAGCCCCAAAAAGGAAUACAAUUGCGCUGGAUAAAAAAGUUAACCAAACUCAGGCAGCAAAAGAAAAGAAAUGCUGCUAA
This is a messenger RNA of Blepharisma stoltei, 609 nucleotides long. The record is from the annotation of a GenBank genome assembly. NCBI's taxonomy places the organism in Eukaryota, Ciliophora, Heterotrichea, Heterotrichida, Blepharismidae.